Molecule: messenger RNA, 5395 nt
Organism: Monopterus albus (swamp eel)
Lineage: Eukaryota; Metazoa; Chordata; Actinopteri; Synbranchiformes; Synbranchidae
Gene: kif21a
Product: kinesin family member 21A
Exons: 37
Coding region: 341-5266 (1641 amino acids)
Biological process (GO): microtubule-based movement; spindle elongation; mitotic spindle organization
Cellular component (GO): microtubule associated complex
Molecular function (GO): ATP binding; microtubule binding; microtubule motor activity
Source: RefSeq, a predicted model, not a curated record
GAGAGGCACGGCGGCGCGCGUGUGUAUACGCGGACGCGCGUGGGGGGAGAAGCUCACCUAGCAGCAGCGGGAGUCUGCAUCCGGGCUGAACUGCGUAGCGUUGCGUCGCCCAUAGACGCGACAUGCGGACACACCGCCUCUCCUCUAUGCUAAUGUCAUGGUUAAAACACCACUGAUAUAUUUUGUGUUUGUUUAGAAAUGGCGGAGCUGAAGUCGAAGUGAGCAGCUCCGUGCUGCCGGAGGAGUGCGCACUUUUUUCUGUCUGCUUUGCCAAGGCCAGCAGCCGGCACUGAUAAAUCCACUUUUUGUUCUUUUACUAUCGACUAUUGCAUGAGGAACGAUGACGACCGGACAGGAUGAAAGCUCGGUCCGUGUGGCACUGAGGAUCCGUCCUCAGCUGGCCAAGGAGAAGAUAGAAGGAUGUCACAUCUGUACGUAUGUGAUGCCUGGGGAGCCUCAGGUCAUCCUGGGGAAAGACAAGGCCUUCACCUACGACUACAUGUUCGACAUGGACUCCCAGCAGGACUCCAUCUACACCGCCUGCACAGAGAAGUUGGUCGAGGGCUGUUUUGAAGGUUACAACGCCACCGUCUUUGCAUACGGACAGACGGGCUCAGGGAAGACGUACACCAUGGGGACGGGCUUUGAUGUCAACAUUGUAGACGAGGAGCUGGGCAUCAUCCCUCGUGCCGUCCACCAUCUUUUCAAGGGCAUUGAGGAGCGCCGACAAGCUGCCCAGGAGCAGGGACGCCCUGUACCCGAGUUUAAGAUCAACGCCCAGUUCCUCGAGCUUUAUAACGAGGAGGUUCUGGACCUGUUUGACUCCACACGAGACAUGAAGCAGAAAUCUCACAUCAAGAUCCAUGAGGACGCCACCGGAGGAAUCUACACGGUGGGAGUGACCACACGGAGCGUGUCCUCUGAGGCGGAGAUGUUGCAGUGUCUGAAGCUGGGCGCACUUUCCCGCACCACAGCCAGCACUCAGAUGAACGUCCAGAGCUCCCGAUCCCACGCCAUCUUCACCAUCCAUCUGUGCCAAGUCCGCGUUUGUGCCUCCGACAAUCAAGACAAUGAGACUGAUAACAGAGUCUCCAACGGAAACUCUGAGAUGGACGAGUAUGAGACGCUGACAGCCAAGUUUCAUUUUGUGGACCUGGCUGGUUCUGAGAGACUGAAGAGAACCGGAGCGACGGGCGAUCGGGCCAAAGAGGGCAUCUCCAUCAACUGUGGACUGCUCGCUCUGGGGAACGUGAUCAGUGCUCUGGGUGACCGGAGCAAGCGGGCCUCACAUGUGCCUUACAGAGACUCCAAACUCACCCGACUCCUGCAGGACUCAUUAGGAGGAAACAGCCAAACGGUGAUGAUCGCUUGCAUCAGCCCAUCUGACCGCGACUUCAUGGAGACGUUGAACACAUUAAAGUAUGCCAACCGAGCCCGGAACAUCAAGAACAAAGUGAUAGUGAACCAGGACAAGGCCAGCCAGCAGAUCAGCGCACUGAGGACGGAGAUAGCUCGACUGCAGAUGGAGCUGAUGGAGUACAAGACGGGUAAACGUAUGGUGGGCGAAGAUGGUGUGGAGAGCUUCAGUGACAUGUUCCAUGAGAACUCUAUGCUGCAGACGGAGAACAGCAACCUGAGGGUGAGGGUGAAGGCCAUGCAGGAGACCAUCGAUGCCCAGCGGGCACGUCUCACCCAGCUGCUCAGUGACCAGGCCAACCAGGCCCUCGCCAGGGCAGGUGAAGGAGGGACUGAAGAAAUUGGAAAUAUGAUUCAGAGUUACAUUAACGAAAUUGAAGACCUCAGAGCCAAACUCCUGGAGAGUGAAGCUAUUAAUGAGAACCUGAGGAAGAAUCUGUCUCGUGCCUCCAACCGUCAGCCGUUCUACGGAGGGUCCGGCCCCUUCUCCUCUGCGCUGAUGGCCCCUGAGAAGGACACUUCCGAUAUCAUCGAGCUCGCAAAGAAAGACCUGGAGAAACUGAAGAAACGAGAAAAAAAGAAAAAGAAAAGACUCCAGCAGCUGUUGGAGGAGAGAGAGAGGGAGGAAAGGGAGGAGAUGGUGGAAGCGGUUGGGGACGCCAGGUCUGAAUCUUUUGGUGCCAGUAAGGAGGAGGUUCCGGACAAUGAGCCAGAAAAGGGCACAGAGAAGGAACUGAUGGAGCGAAUCAGCGAGGACACAGAAAUGGAAGUCCAGGAAGGCAGCGACCAUGAGGAAGGAGAAGAGGAGGAGGACGAGGAGGAAGAGGAAAUGGAGAUGGAAGAAAGCUCUGAUGAGUCUGACUCUGAGUCAGAUGAAAAAGAGAACUACCAGGCAGAUCUGGCCAACAUCACGUGUGAGAUCGCCAUCAAGCAGAAGCUGAUUGACGAGCUGGAAAACAGUCAGCGGCGGCUACAAACACUCAAACAGCAGUAUGAGCAGAAGCUGAUGAUGCUGCAGUGCAAGAUCAGAGACACCCAGCUGGAGAGGGACCGGGUCCUCCAGAACAUGAACUCUGUAGAAAGUGGCACAGAGGACAAAGCUCGUAAAAUCAAGGCUGAAUACGAGAAGAAGCUGAGUGUCAUGAACAAGGAGCUUCAGAAGCUCCAGUCAGCGCAGAAGGAGCACGCCCGCCUGCUGAAGAACCAAUCACAGUAUGAGAAACAGCUGAAGAAGCUUCAGAUGGACGUCGCAGAAAUGAAGAAGACAAAGGUUCGUCUCAUGAAGCAGAUGAAGGAGCAGCAGGAGAAGAACAGGUUGAAUGAGUCUCGCAGAAACAGAGAAAUUGCUACCUUGAAAAAAGACCAGCGCAAGCAAGAGCAUCAGCUGAAGUUACUGGAGGCUCAGAAGAGGCAGCAGGAGCUCAUUCUGAGGAGAAAGACUGAAGAGGUGACGGCUCUGAGGAGGCAAGUCAGGCCCACCUCAGGCAAGGUCAUCAGGAAAGUCACUCUCCCAGAGCCAGUCCAGGACUCCCCCAACAGACCGCCCUCUGGGCGCAUGUACUCCUCCGGCAAUGCCGCGCCAAACGGAACUCGUUCUUCCUACAGACGUACAGCAGGUAUUUACUCCACCAGAGUCGCUCGCAACAAAUGGCAGUCUCUGGAGCGACGGAUCUCUGAUGUCAUCAUGCAGAGGAUGACCAUCUCCAACAUGGAGACCGACAUGAACCGCCUGCUCAAGCAACGAGAGGAGCUGACCAAGCGUAAGGAGAAGGUCCUCAGGAAGAGGGACCGGCUGCUAAGAGAAGGGCCAGACACAGAGAAGGCGGUGCUCCCUCUCAGCGAAGAAGUGGAUGCAUUGACUGCCAACAUUGACUACAUCAAUGACAGCAUUGCAGACUGUCAAGCCAACAUCAUGCAGAUGGAGGAAACCAAGGAGGAAGGUGACACUGUGGACGUCUCUGCUGUGAUUGGCUCCUGUACUCUGGCAGAGGCUCGUUUCCUGCUCCAUCACUUCAUGUCAAUGACCAUAAAUAAGGGUCUGCAGGCAGCCCAGAGUGAGUCGCAGGUGAAGGUGAUGGAGGGCAGACUGAAGCAGACGGAGAUCACCAGCGCCACACAGAACCAGCUGCUCUUUCACAUGCUGAAAGAGAAGGCGGAAUUCAACCCGGAGCUAGACGCCCUGCUGGGGAAUGCUCUGCAAGAGCUAGGUAACAUCCCAACUGAAAAUGGUGACGACAGCAGCAGUGAUGAAUCUGCCCAGAGCCCUUCAGCAGAGGGGAACACGUUGGCAUCAGAUCUUAUGAAACUCUGUGGUGAGACCAAAACAAGAAAUAAGGCUCGUAGAAGGACCACCACUCAGAUGGAGUUGCUGUACGCAAACAGUGACUCGGCACCUGACGCAUCCACAGCAGAUUUCACCAGUCCGAUGCUGCCGUUAGCUGAAACUCCAGAUGGGGGAGGAGACGUGGACCCUUCAGGCUCGUCAGUCAGGGACUUCACAGCUCUCUCCCCUGGCUUUUCCUCUAAAAUGGGCAGCAUUUCUGGCUCCAGAACAUCGUCAGGGGUGGAUAAGCGAGCUCCAGAGCCUUCCCCGCUCUCUCGCAGGAAGACAUAUGACAAGGCACAAGCAGCAUCCGACAGAGCAAAGGUCAAGGAGAUUAAACACUCUCAGGAAUGUCGGAUGCUCUCUCCCGCCAGGAUGGACGGAUGCCUCCGCCUGUCCUCUAACCAUGUCCUCUUCUCCACCCCUCCUCCUUCCUCUGAUCCACCCAAGCUGGAAAAGAGAAGCAUCAUAAGGGGUGUCAUUAACCCAGUGCCGUCCACUAAAAGCAGCCGGUCAGCAACAUUACAGUGUGUCCACGUGGCAGAGGGACACAGUAAAGCUGUUCUCUGUGUUGAGUGCACCGAUGACCUUCUCUUCACUGGAUCAAAAGACCGGACCUGUAAGGUGUGGAACCUGGUGACUGGUCAGGAGAUAAUGUCCCUGGCUGGUCACCCCAACAAUGUGGUGUCAGUCCGCUACAGCUCCAGCGUGGUCUUCACCGUGUCCACCUCGUACAUCAAAGUCUGGGACAUCCGGGAAUCUGCCAAGUGUAUCCGCACACUAACGUCCUCCGGUCAGGUUAGUGUCGGGGACGCCUGUGCGUCUACCACCAGCCGGACGGUCACCAUCCCAGCAGGAGAGAAUCAGAUCAACCAGAUUGCUCUCAACCCCAAUGGGACAGUUCUGUAUGCUGCUGCUGGAAACUCAGUCAGAGUCUGGGAUCUGAGGAGAUUUGCAUCCACUGGGAAACUCACUGGUCACCUUGGUCCAGUCAUGUGUCUGACUGUGGAUAAGUCUGGAAGCAACCAAGAUCUUGUGAUCACUGGAUCCAAAGAUCAUUACAUCAAGCUGUUUGAUGUGAGUGAAGGCUCUCUGGGAAGCAUCAGCCCUACACACAACUUCGAACCGCCACAUUACGACGGUAUCGAAUCACUGGUGGUGCAGGGGGACAUUUUCUUCAGCGGGUCCCGAGACAACGGCAUCAAGAAGUGGGAUUUGGACCGUAAAGACCUGCUGCAGCAAGUCCCUAACGCCCACCGUGACUGGGUUUGUGCUUUGGGUGUCGUCCCUGGGUCCCCAGCCCUGCUGAGUGGCUGCAGAGGUGGGGUGCUCAAGCUGUGGCACACGGACACACUGGGGACCCUGGGGGAGUUGAAGGGUCACGAGAGCCCCAUUAACAGCAUCUGUACCAACAGCAGCCACCUGUUCACGGCCUCAGAUGACCGCACUGUGAAGAUCUGGCGUGCACGUGGUGGGCUGGACAGCUUGGAGGUGGUUGACAAUGCAGACGAGGUUGCAAGUAACUGAACGCAGCGCCCCCUGCUGGGUUUGGGUCUAGAAGGACACUAACAGCAUCUUUUGAUGCUGCUUCCCUGCACUUUGAACCCUAACUUCAGAAACCUGUUGCUGACACUCGCCUUCCAUGUCAUGUCAUCU